Messenger RNA from Pterocles gutturalis (yellow-throated sandgrouse), 1485 nucleotides. It is a transcript of the gene PLAGL2, whose product is annotated as pleiomorphic adenoma gene-like 2. The record is from RefSeq and is a predicted model, not a curated record. The transcript is spliced from 2 exons. Bases 1 to 1485 code for a protein of 494 amino acids. NCBI's taxonomy places the organism in Eukaryota, Metazoa, Chordata, Aves, Pterocliformes, Pteroclidae. Gene Ontology annotation, molecular function: DNA-binding transcription activator activity, RNA polymerase II-specific.
AUGACGGCAUUUUUUCCCAGUGUUCCCAACUGGAUUCAAGAUGCAAAGCAGGAGGAGGAAGAGACAGGCUGGAAAUUAGCCCCCAGACCAAGAGGUGAAGAGACCGAAAGUCAGGGAAAAUGCCAGUGUGAAAUAUCAGAGACCUCCUUCACUAAUGUGGAGAAGCUGAGAACUCACACGCUGUCUCACACCGAGCAGAGACCGUACAACUGCCCGCAGCUGCACUGCGGCAAAGCCUUUGCUUCCAAGUACAAGCUGUACAGGCACAUGGCCACGCACUCUGCUCAGAAGCCUCACCAGUGCAUGUACUGCGAGAAGAUGUUUCACCGGAAAGACCACCUGCGCAACCACCUCCAGACCCACGAUCCCAACAAGGAGGCCCUCCAUUGUCCCGAGUGCGGCAAGAACUACAACACGAAACUCGGCUUCAGGCGACAUCUGGCCAUGCACGCAGCUGCCAGCGGCGAUCUCAGCUGCAAGGUGUGCCUCCAGACCUUUGAAAGUACCCAAGUCCUGCUGGAGCACCUCAAAGCUCAUUCCAGGCGGGCUUCUGGCGGAGCGAAGGAAAAGAAGCAUCCGUGUGACCACUGUGAUCGACGCUUCUACACCCGGAAAGAUGUGCGGAGACACUUGGUCGUGCACACGGGGCGGAAGGACUUCUUGUGCCAGUACUGCGCUCAGAGGUUUGGGCGGAAAGACCAUCUGACCCGGCACAUGAAGAAGAGCCACUCCCAGGAGCUGCUGAAGAUUAAGACAGAGCCCGUGGACAUGCUGGGUCUCCUAAGCUGCAGCUCGUCUGUCGCAGUGAAAGAGGAGCUGAGUCCCGUCCUGUGUAUGGCCUCCAGAGACAUGAUAGGUGGUAAGAGCUUCCCUGGCAUGUUGCCGGUGGGCAUGUACAGCACGCAUCUCCAAACCAUGCCAAGCUCAGGGAUGCCCCAUUCUUUGGUUCCUAAUUCUCUUCCCAUGGGAAUGAACUAUCCUCUGGAGUCUUCUUCUCCCAUCUCCUCCCCACCGCAACCUCCUCCAAAGUAUCCACUUGGAUCUACCUCAUAUUUGCCUGAGAAACUUCCCAAAGUAGAGGUGGACAGCUUCUUGUCAGACUUCCCUGGCAGCCUGUCUCUCUCAUCUGGUGAGCCUCAGUCCUCUUCGCCUCAGCCCCCUCCCCUGGAUGAGGCUUUGCUUUCCAAGAGCCCUGCUAACCUCUCAGAGGCUCUCUGUGCUGCUAACAUGGACUUCUCUCAUCUUCUUGGCUUCCUCCCCCUCAAUCUUCCUCCUUGCAAUCCACCUGUGUCGUCAGGGGGAUUGGUCAUGGGCUACUCGCAGGGGGAGACGCAGCCACUGCUUACCACUUUGCAACACCAACCUCAAGAAUCUCCUGGAGCUGGGGCCUCGCUGAACUUUGGGCCCCUUCAUUCGUUGCCCUCUGUCUUCACCUCCAGCUUGAGCACAACCACGCUGCCACGUUUCCACCAGGCGUUCCAGUAA